Molecule: messenger RNA, 2536 nt
Organism: Scophthalmus maximus (turbot)
Lineage: Eukaryota; Metazoa; Chordata; Actinopteri; Pleuronectiformes; Scophthalmidae
Gene: blzf1
Product: basic leucine zipper nuclear factor 1
Exons: 7
Coding region: 227-1465 (412 amino acids)
Biological process (GO): Golgi to plasma membrane protein transport; Golgi organization
Cellular component (GO): Golgi membrane
Source: RefSeq, a predicted model, not a curated record
GGCUUUCGACAGGAAGUUUUGCCUGGGAGGAAAAUCCGGGGCGAAAACAAUCUCUCUCUGCUCUUCCGAUGCCAACUGUGUCCGGUGACAAAACACAACAUCGUUCUGCUGCUUACAGCGAUUCAAUCGAGGAAACUGGAUCCAUUCUACCCGCACAGGACGGAGUUUCCAGGGUUUCGGUGAAACUCCCCCGGCUUCUUCUCUGUCAGCCGCCGCCGCCUCCACCAUGACUGCAGCUGUGAGAGGUACUGCCAUUGUGCCUGUCCGAGGGGCCGGCGAUGGCAUGGAAACUAAAAAAACACCGGCAAUCCUGGAAGUCAACACGGAUACACUGCCAUCAGGUCCAUCUGAAGUUCCACUCUUGAAGUUGGCUAGCCCAAAACACAGCCCAAAGUCUACCCACUCUGCUGCACCACGGCCGCCGGGGGUGCUCCACCUGGGCAAGGUGAGUCGGGAGGCCUGCACAGAGGUGGAGGCUGUGAGGAUCAUCGUCCCGCGUUCUGCUAUUAGCCGCAGCAGCCGCACAGGACCUGCUGAGGGUAAAGGGGAUUCAGGGCAACAGGCGGAGGAGCAGGGAUCUCCUCCGCUGCCUCUGGUGGAGGACUGGAGAGGACAGAUGGAGAAGCUGCAGAACUCUGAACGCAGGCUGCUGCAGGACAAAGAAGGGCUUUCUAAUCAGCUCCGUGUGCAGACGGAGGUGAACCGUGAGCUAAAGAAACUCUUGGUGGCGUCGGUGGGUGAUGACCUUCAGUACCACUUUGAGCGCCUGUCACGGGAGAAGAACCAGCUGAUCCUGGAGAACGAAGCUCUAGGCCGAAUUCUGGCGCACACUGCAGAGCAGCUGGAGCGAAUGAGUAUUCAGUGUGAUGUUUGGAGGAGCAAGUUCCUGGCCAGCAGAGUCAUGGCAGAGGAGCUGACGAACGCCAGAGCGGCGCUACAGAGACAGACCAGAGAGGCACAAGGAGCAAUUCAGGAUCUGCUCCUCGAGAGAGAGGAGUUCUCCGGGGACAUGGUUCUCACUCACAGAUCUCUGGAGCAGCUCCUGGUGUCUCUGCAGUGGGGCAGACAGCAGACCUAUUACCCCAGCGCACAGCCCCUCAGCACAAGAGAGCUGGCGGCAGCCAAUCACAAACUAUCAGACGCAAUCAACUGCCACUUGCUGGGCAACACCAGAAGCAACAGCAGCAUCGGCAACAACAACAACAGCAGUGUGGUGAAGAGCGGCACUGCAACAGCCGAGGAGCUCUGCAGCACACCGGCCGAGAAGAUGGCUGAGAAGGUGCUGAAGAUUUUAGAUCCAAUUACCAGUUCAGAAAACAUGACCGAUCCUCCGCUUAGUGACUCCACCCCAUCAAACUUCCUCGGCAACAAAAAGAGCAUUGGCAGGUUUCACCCGUAUACCCGCUAUGAGAACAUCACCUUCAACUGCUGCGAGCGCUGCACGGGAGACAUCCUGGUGCUGUAGAGGUCAAGGAGCGGCCCUGUCUGAUGCCAGUGCAGCAUUGGAGCUUAUUUCAACUGGUCUGAACAGGAAGGCACUCCGGAGGAUGUUGCUGCUUUUUGGUUAGCCGAUUGAAAAGUGCAACAUCUGCGCCAGCAAACAUUUUUGCUAGUACAACGCAUUUCACUUUUUCAAAAAGUGGUUUUAAACCUGUAUCAACUUGAUGUUUUUUUGUUUGGUUUUUUUAAAGAAAAUUUAGUAAUUUUUGUUCAGAUAUCAUAUGACAGUUGCAUUUCCAGAGCCUGGUUUAAACUAUAGAAAAUAAUAUUUAUUGCUGGGUUGUGAGGUCAAGAUUGAGUCAGUGUUACAUGGUGAACAGACAGUUAAGGUGUCUGCUUAUUUAUAUUUGACCACUUGGCUUGUGUUUUUUAUGUUUUAUUGACAUAUUCUUACAUUCAUUAGUUAGUGUGCACCUCAAAUGGUAUGUCAUGCAGAAGUGAGUCUGAGGUUUUACCGGACAAGUUGUAAAUGCACAUGUGACUGUGCAAUAACAAAAAUAAUGAUUCCCAGUUACUCUAUGAUGGUGCUAUCAUGUUUCAAAAACACUGUAUUAAUGUAUUUUGUAUAUUGCAUGCUGAAAAGGCAUUAUAAUAUACAUUAAAAUGUUUUGGGAGUGUAUUAACGGUACUAGAAUUGAUUAUUAUUGUGCAACAGUAUCCUUAAUAAAAAGGUCUUCUAUUGUCAAAUAGUAGCACACGUGCGAACAGACAUUUUUUAAAGUUUGAUUUUGUUUAAAAGAAAAAUAAGAGGCAAUAUUUUUCUGAUGUAGUAUUGUUUGAUUUGUUUUCUUUGCAUCCUCAUGUUUAUUUGGGUGAUAUUUUGGUAAUUUAAUUAGAAAAACAGGACAGUUUUUUGCCUCAGAAUACAGUACUAUGAAAUGACCUAAUAUAUCGCACCGUUUUGUCACUUGUCAUAAUUCACCUGUAUGUCAAGUGAUGGACGAUAAAAAUCGCAGUGAAAGUGCAUCAUGAAAAUAUUAAUCUAUCAUUUGUACAUCAAAUCCAAAAUAAAGACCAAAGUAGUUUCUACCAUUUU